AUGAAAUCACUUUCACGUAAUUUCUACGUCUCAUGCGCAAAUACAUGGAAUUUGACGCCGACGGUUUUGCAACUGGGCAAACGAUAUAUCUCGGUUAAGAUUGAUGUGAACAUAGCUCACAAGCGGAAGAAAGCUCGGCCAAAAGGGCCGCUUCGGUUCGGGAAGCGCGGAGCUGGUGGCCUAACAUUGCCCCAGGAUUGGGCUGCGUAUUUGCUAAGAAGCUAUCCGCAAUCAAAUACCGGCCGCGGUUGGAAUUACGUCGAUUAA
This is a messenger RNA of Gongylonema pulchrum, 267 nucleotides long. Lineage: Eukaryota; Metazoa; Nematoda; Chromadorea; Rhabditida; Gongylonematidae. The record is from the annotation of a GenBank genome assembly.